Drosophila serrata is the source of this 1134-nucleotide messenger RNA. It is a transcript of the gene Rpp20, whose product is annotated as ribonuclease P protein subunit p20. Gene Ontology annotation, biological process: tRNA 5'-leader removal. The record is from RefSeq and is a predicted model, not a curated record. Gene Ontology annotation, molecular function: nucleic acid binding. Lineage: Eukaryota; Metazoa; Arthropoda; Insecta; Diptera; Drosophilidae. Gene Ontology annotation, cellular component: ribonuclease MRP complex; nucleolar ribonuclease P complex; nucleus.
AGUGUUGAAAAACGCCGUUCGUGAAGCGAAUUGUAUCUGUGACACGCGCAGGCAGCAAAUGGAGAACUGACCUCUCUUGUCUCCUCCGCCGCCGAUGAUGGGAAGCAAUCCACCCGAGCACGGGGCCAAGCCAAGAUCCAACCGUCAGCGAGACAACCGUCCUGGGCACAACCACCGGGUAGUACGCAAGCAGCCGCCGCGACCCACCAGUGACCGACACAACAUCUACAUCACCAGUAAAACGGACUUUAAGGCCCAGCAGCGGCGAUGCGAGGAGCUGCUGAACUCCGGCGCUAAGGAGAUCUUCCUGCAUUGUAUGGGCUUCUCGAUCACGCGCGGCCUCAACCUAGCUCUGCGGCUCAUCCACAACUCUGACGGAGCUCUUAGCUACGCCAUCAACACUUCCACCAUUCAGCUGGUGGACGAGCUCCAUCCGCUGUGCGAUGCAGAGGACGUGACUUUCCGACAGCGCAACAACUCUGCCCUGCACAUCAAGAUCUUCAACCGCAGCCUCUUCGACAUCGUCGUUCCAGAGCAGUCGCAACAGUUUCGAGGAAAGGCGGGGAAGGCCAGACAAUAGGGAGCAGUAGGUGAAGGAGGACGAAUUGGGAAGCAAUGUUCAAGCUAUCGGAGCUGGUACGCUGGCUCGGGCUCACCGAGUUCGAGAUCCUGGUGAACCUAUGCGGGCUGCUUGUGUUUACCAUCACACUGGCCAUUAAGCUGUCGGGCGAGAGCCCAGGAAACAGCAUGGCUGGACUCAAUGGCAUCCAGCAGGAGCCCACGGAGGAUUGGUUCACUAUCUUCAGCCCACUGUUCUUCAUCGACAUCUGCAACGCGUACUUCUGCGUCAUAGUGGGCAUCCGCAUGUACCUGGACUCCGACAACAAGCGCAAGGCCUUGCACCGCUUCAUGUGGAGCACCUACUUCCUAGUGCUGAUUGUCAUCUUCAAGUACCUGCUCUGCCUGAAGCUGUCCAGCAAAAUGGGCCUCGAGUACUCGGAGGUUUUCUCGCCGAUCUUCGUGCUCCUGCAGCUCGUGGCGGUGCGUGCCUGCCAGCUUCCCAACUCUAUUUAAUUAUAAAGCCUAGUAUCGCCUCUGAUUUGAUCAAUAAGAUAUCUUUAUAGUACUACCAAA